AUGAGUGAAGUCCUUGUCAUUACUUGUCCAAGCGGGAAACAAUGCAGUCGGCUGAUCCCUCUCCUAUACAAUAAAGGUAAAUUUCGCCUCCGACUGGCCGCGCAUUCCACUGCUUCGGCCAAGAACCUAGAAAUCUCCUACCCGGACGCGGAAAUUGUCAUAGUUGAUUUGCAGUCGCUGUCUGACUGCCGUCACCUGUUGCAUGGCGCAACGGCCAUCAACGCCGUGUUGCCGAGCCUGCAUUUACAUGAGAAAGAGAUUGGCUUCAACCUGGUUGACGCGGCCGUCGCAGAGUCGCGUCGCGAAGGCAAUGUCUUCAAGCACUUUGUUCUGUCAAGUUUCCUCGACGCCUAUCCCGUCGCAAGGCUUGCCUCACAAGACCAUCCCGUAAUGGAGAAAUGGUGGAAACCCGAGCAUGCAAAUAGCGUCAUCGCUCUCGACGACCUCGCUGCCGCAACAGUGAAGGUUCUCGAUGAACGUGAAGCCCACUACCUGGCCGAGUAUCCACUCGUGUCUACUUUGCCAAUCUCCGAGACGGAGAUUAUACGAAUCAUUGAGAAACGAAUUGGAAAAAACAUUGAAUUGAAAACACCCAGCUUCGAAACCGGAGUAAGCAAGUUGAUCGAUAACUUAUAUGGUAGUUCCGAGCACGGCCAAGGCGAGAUUGGACUCGGUCGCUCGAGUGCCGGUGAUCUACGCGGGGACUUGGUCCGAGACACUGUCGAACAUCUCAUACUGUUCUACAAUCGUCGCGGCCUGAAGGGAAGUCCAAACGUACUGAGGUGGCUGUUGGGGAGAGAGCCAACAACCGUGGAGGCUUGGGUGGAUAAUGUUGCGACAAAAGCUGGCUAUUAG
Aspergillus viridinutans is the source of this 855-nucleotide messenger RNA. RefSeq lists its product as uncharacterized. Lineage: Eukaryota; Fungi; Ascomycota; Eurotiomycetes; Eurotiales; Aspergillaceae. Bases 1 to 855 code for a protein of 284 amino acids. The transcript has 2 exons. The record is from RefSeq and is a predicted model, not a curated record.